AUGGCAAAUGGGUUCGGUUCAGGAGCGAAUACCGUCACCCAGGCCGCUCCGUCGAGCCGUGAGCCAUCACCCCCAACGCGCGUCACCCGCCAACAGUCUCAGCGCUUGCACUUCUCUGACUACGGACCUCGUGAUUCUUUGGUCUCUCAUCUUAGGUUGAACGAACGUUAUACCGCAUCCACCGCUCCAUACUCAGCCGAAACUCCCCCUUCUUCCGAAACCUCUUCGCCAUCCCCACACCCCAAGAUAGCAAGGAGCCUGAAGGAAGCACAGAUGAAUCCCCCCUUCAUCUGCCCCAUAUUCUUGUUCAUCAAUUUGAUGCAUUCCUCUCUACGUUGGCGACCCAUCACUCAUUCUACGGAAGCCCUGAUGGAUAUCGUCUGCCUCGCCACGAAAUGGGAGUUCGCGUCGACACGAGCAUACGCCAUCGAAAUGCUCACUUCGCGCCCGCUCUCCCCCAUUGUACGCAUCGAGCUAGCCAACGCGUACGACAUCCCGCAAUGGCUUCUCUCGUCGUAUGUCGAACUCGCCCGGAUCAGAGUUCCGCUAAAUGAAUCAGAGGCAGACAGACUAGGACUCGCCACGGUCCUCCGUCUCAGCCGGGCCCGAGAGGCCGUUCUGCGGCAACGCUUUCACAAAGCGCUGGAGAUCCCGAAGAACGAAUUCUUCGACGUGCCGGCAGUCAGGCACAUUGGCUGCUGGAGGAGCAUGGCCAAGUAUCUCUGGCUGGCAUUGAAGAAUGGGGAGAGGGGCGGCGGUUCUGAUGAGGAUUUGGUCGAGGAGGUCUUGUCUAUCUCUAGACGCCUACAAGAUGAGGAUCCUCUCUGCGACUCGUGCAGUAACCCCCAUCUGUUCCGAGCAAGGUGUGCAAGAUGGCUAGACAUUGACAAUGACGCCACAAUCGUGGCCAACAUCUUUAACAUUUGA
Acaulospora colombiana is the source of this 927-nucleotide messenger RNA. The record is from the annotation of a GenBank genome assembly. Lineage: Eukaryota; Fungi; Glomeromycota; Glomeromycetes; Diversisporales; Acaulosporaceae.